This is a messenger RNA of Ananas comosus (pineapple), 1147 nucleotides long. Its product is annotated as UMP-CMP kinase 2-like. Gene Ontology annotation, biological process: 'de novo' pyrimidine nucleobase biosynthetic process; CDP biosynthetic process; UDP biosynthetic process. Gene Ontology annotation, cellular component: cytoplasm; nucleus. The coding region runs from base 129 to 821 and encodes 230 amino acids. Gene Ontology annotation, molecular function: ATP binding; UMP kinase activity. NCBI's taxonomy places the organism in Eukaryota, Viridiplantae, Streptophyta, Magnoliopsida, Poales, Bromeliaceae. The record is from RefSeq and is a predicted model, not a curated record. The transcript is spliced from 9 exons.
GGAGAGAUACAGUGGAUGAGUGGAGUGUAUAUGUAUAGAUAUUUAUAUUUAUAUGAUUUUAAAGUUUAUUUUGUAUCGAAUUUAGUUUCUCGAUUGUUCUUCUUCUUCUUCUUCAUCUUCGUGUUGCGAUGUGGAGGCGAUUAGGGUUUCUCUCUCCUGCGAUCUCUUCGAGCAAACGCCAAAAUAGGAUACCAGAAAGUCUAAAGUUAGUGAUGCUCUUCGCGACAGACGCUGUGAAAGAUGAUAUUACUGCUUCAAGAAGGCCUUUCAUAACUUUUGUCUUGGGUGGUCCUGGGAGCGGAAAAGGGACCCAAUGUGCAAGAAUUGCUUCAGCAUUUGGAUUUGCUCAUCUCAGUGCUGGUGACCUUUUGAGGGAAGAAAUGUCCUGUGACAGUAAAAAGGGGAAAUUGAUCCGUGACAUAAUUAUGGAAGGAAAGAUUGUUCCGUCAGAGAUAACUGUACACUUGAUCAAGGAAGCUAUUAUGUCAAGCUCUGCAGACAGAUUUUUGAUUGAUGGAUUUCCCCGGAGUGAGGAAAACCGAAUUGCUUUCGAAACUAUUAUUGGAGUAGAACCAAACCUUGUGCUUUUUUUCGAUUGUCCGGAGGAGGAGAUGGUUAAACGUGUGCUGGGCCGUAAUCAGGGUCGAAUUGAUGAUAAUAUCGAGACAAUAAAGAAACGCCUUAAAGUGUUUGAGAUGUUAAAUCUUCCUGUUAUCAAUUAUUACUCUGCCAAGGGUAAACUUUACAAGAUUAAUGCGACAGGAACUGUCGACGAAAUCUUUGAGAAGGUUCGCCAUCUCUUUGGCUCCUUAAGACCUUGACUUGAGCGUAUCAUUCUGCGGAAGCCCAGAUAAUGCUCCAGAAGCCGUAAGUGAAGUGACAAACUGGCGCAGUUUUUCUUCUAAUUUUCUUUUAUUUUCUGUGUUUGCUUAAAAGAAAAAAUCUUUAUUGUUAGCUUAGGUUAUACAGAGAUAUUAUAUUAACUGUUCCCCCAUUGCAAUAACUCAACCCUCACUAUUUAAUCUUCUUUUCCUUCCCUCAAUCUCUCCAUGUAAUAAUUGUAUGAAAUUUUCUUAAUGUAAUUCCGAUUAUGCUGUAGAACAUCUGAGCUUUUAUUGGAAAGAACUUCAGAGCUUUUAGUGGGAUC